Centruroides sculpturatus (bark scorpion) is the source of this 1974-nucleotide messenger RNA. RefSeq names its product proton-coupled folate transporter-like. The coding region runs from base 323 to 1711 and encodes 462 amino acids. Gene Ontology annotation, cellular component: membrane. Lineage: Eukaryota; Metazoa; Arthropoda; Arachnida; Scorpiones; Buthidae. The record is from RefSeq and is a predicted model, not a curated record. Gene Ontology annotation, molecular function: transmembrane transporter activity. The transcript has 7 exons. Gene Ontology annotation, biological process: transmembrane transport.
UGUACGAUAAUUAUCAAGUGUAGUUGCUUUAACUUCCGUAACUUCCUUCUCUACGAGAGCAAACCAUGAGUCAUUCGUUUAUAAAAGUGCUAAAAUCUAUAUCGUAGUUUGGCGGGAAAACUGAUCAAUAAAUGUCAUGAUUAAAUUCAAGAAUAUAGUGUUUGGAUGUUACAGUGUCUUAGAAGUUGUCAAGAUAUGUAAAGUCUGGUUUUAAGAGGAAUCAAAUUAGAUGAUGUAUUAGCCUAAACAUCCAAAUACUUGAAAAACAGAAAUAAUAAUUAUAAUAUUAAUCAUAUCUUAUCAUUUCCAAAAGACUACUUAAAUGGCAAAAUAUCUUAUUGAAGUUUUAACAUUGAUAACUGUGUUUGCUUUCAGCUUCAAGCAGAUCACUUUUCAGAAGUUACUCAUUGAUAAAAUAUGUUUAAAUGAAUUUAAUUUUUCAAAGUAUAUAUGUGCUAAUUUAUCAAAUUAUCACAAUGAGGAAGAAAAAAUUCAAAGUGAAGUCAAUAAUUAUCAAUUAUAUAUGUCCAUCAUUGUCUCUAUACUUAAUGUAAUAUAUAUCAUCUUUCUAGGUCCGUGGAGUGAUAUACAUGGUCGGAAAAUGUUAAUUUUUUUGUCAGUAUUUGGUUUUUUAUUAGAAAACAUAGUAGUUUUUAUGAAUAUCAUCUGGUUUGAUAUAUCUGUAAAUUAUCUGUUAUUAGCUGCAAUUUGUCCUGGAAUUAUGGGUGGUUUAAUAGGUUUAACAACCGGAACAUAUAGUUAUGUUUCUGAUAUAAGUGUAGAAAAGUCAAGAACAUUGAAAUUUACAAUUCUUGAAAUUCUUGUCAAAUUUUCAUCCCCUACUGGGACAAUUGCUGGAGGAUUUAUUUAUUAUCAUUUGCAUUACUAUGGAGUCUUUGGAAUAUCAACUGGAUUAUUACUGAUAUCUGUAAUAAUAUCUUUAUUUCUCAAAGAAAGUCUUGCAAUAGAAAAUCAUAAUGUAGAAAUCAGUACAACAAAAUCUUUAAAAGAUAUCUUUAAUAUAAAUAAUGUAAAGGAUAUGAUAUGCAACUGUUGGUAUUCUCUUGGAAAAAAAGAAAUCUUAUUGUUGUUUUCAAUGUUUGUAGGUGUAAUUUGCUAUGUAGGUGUUGGAAAAAUUGACUUUUUAUAUUCUGAAAGAAUGUUUGGUUGGAGUGUUCCUACUUAUUCAUUAGUAAAUUCCUUAUUUUCCUUUGGAAGUUGUAUUACUUCUGUUACUUUUGUAUAUAUUAUCAUCAAAAUAUUUUACAAGUCUGAUGCAUUUUUGGGAUUAAUAGGACAUUCUUCCAGCAUAUUAGAAAAUAUUAUAAAAUCUGUUGCUACCAGAAAAGAAAUUUACUAUGCAGCAUCAGCUUGUGGAAUGUUAUCAAGUUUUUGUUCUGUUGCAAUUAGAAUUUUACUUUCCAAAUUUGUAAACAGCAGACAUAUUGGUAGUGUCUUCUCACUGUUGGCAAUUUGUGAAUCAACCACACCACUCUUUGCUGGAAUCAUAUUCCUGGAGACAUACAAUUUGAUGUAUUGCAUUUUUGCAGGUUUUGCCUAUAUAAUUGCUGCCUUUUUGUCAUUAAUUGGUUUUUUUACAUUUGUGUGGUUGAUAAAGAAAAUGCCAACAUAUGAAUCACUUAAUACUUUUCCAAUUACUCAAGAAUGUCCUACAACUGUUCAGUAUGCUGAUGAAUGUGCUAUUUUUUAAUUUUGAAAGCAUUUAUGUUAUACAGUAUAAUGAUUUUAUAGUUUUAUAUUAUUUAUAAGAAAUGUAGCAUAUAGUUAUUAAUACUAAUAUUACUGAAUUCAGGUUAGGUUAUAUGAAUUUCUGGCAAUACUUACUAUUAUAUUAACCUAUACAAAUAAUUUAAUUUUAUUUUUAUUCCUGUUGAUAGUUGCUACUUAGUCUAUUUCAAGAUUUUCUGAAGUAUUUAUUUAUUGUAAUAGAAAAAUCAGUUUAUAGGAAGCAGA